CCGGACACGUGCGUUGCAGCAGGCGAAUGCCGCAAAGGCUCGUCCUUCCCUGCUCUCUCGCGCUGGCCCGGAUUUUCGCCGAUCCGGUAGCCCCGGGGCCGAAGGCGACCCCCUUCCCCAACACGGGUCUUAAUGCCGACGCCAACGGUGGUCCGCUUAGCGAAAUCCGUUCGUCUUCGGGUUACUGGCAUCCGGAGUUUGGAAACUUAGGAAGACGCGCACCCGCGCAAGAACGUCCACGUUUAAACCCGUUUUAAGCGGGGGGUUAAAUGCUGACCGUGUGUGUCAGGCCGGGGCUGGACAAGCCCGGCUGAGUGAUUUGCACUCCGUUGCAAAACGCGCGGGAUGAGCGGCGGGCUGGAGCCCUGCACAACCACCCUGUGCUUUGGGCCGCUGGUUGGGCGGCAAGCCGAGGGGAGGCCGAGAAAACGUUGGGGAGUUCACCGGUGUCGUUUGUGGAGAGAGGUGGCGUUUCCCCCGCACGCUAAGCCGGAACGUGGCUCGCUUGUUUGGGCCUCGCGCAGCUAGUCCGUUGUGGCUUAAUCGUGCCGCGGCUUCGCAUUCCUCGUGAAUGCCAGGAGUAGGUAUUACGCAGCAACCGCCUGCUUUUACCACUUCUCUGAGCUGCCCGUUCGUGAAUGAGUAUCGCUGCGAUGGCUUGGAAACUCAGACUCCAACCUGUAGGAGGUGGGCGUGAAAUGGAUCGCGCUAGUUGCUCUGGGGAGGAGCCAACCUUGUGUUUGCACGGAGGAAGGGAGAGAAUUUGGCAUUUUCUCCUCUUGGGAAGAGCGCAGAGAAAACCGGUUGCAAAAAUCAGGCGAAGGUGCCCCAGCGCUUCACACCCGGUUUUGGAGCUUUCGUGGCGGUUCGGUUAUGCUUUUAAAUACUACGGAAAAGUUGGUGUCCCUUUCAAUAUACAAUAGGUGUUGCCAGGAGAUAUUCUUCUUUUUCUUGCUGGUUCCGUUGGAGAUGUCUGGGGCACAAAGAUGUGAACUGUCAAAGUCCUAGAGAGGCUUCAACUGGUAGUCUUACACACACUGUUUUACUGGGCUGAUUCUGAAAUUUGAUGUGGGCAAGCUUCACUGAGGAACUAGCAUGCUACCAGGAAGAGCUGUGUUUUGGGGGGGGUUUCAGCUUUCUCGCUUGUAAUUCCAAAGCAUCCCGCCGCUGGAUUUAACGUAGGGUAACAACAGAAAGUCAGGAGCUUUGGCCCAACCUCACAAGGGGUCUCCCGUGCAAACAUGGCAAGUUGUUGCUCAGUGGCCAACUGCAAAAACCGCCGGUGGCGUGGGGCCCAUGUCACCUUUCACAGGUUUCCUCUCACAAAGGAAAGCCAGUUAAAAAAGUGGAUCAAAAACAUCGGUCGUCCGAACUUCACACCCUCUUACAACGACGUCGUGUGUUCGGAACAUUUCAGAAAGACGGAUUUUUGGGGAAGCAUGGCUUCUGGGAGAAGGAAUUUAAAGCCAGGAGCGGUCCCAACUAUCUUUAAUACCUCUGGCCGUUCGAAAAGAUUAAAUUUUGCCAAGAGGACUGAAAAAGAAAGUGCAGAAGACAGGCAACCCCUCGUCCAAUGUAAUCCACCCAGCCCACAGCCAGGCGCUCCUUCAGAGGUCGGCGAGAGCGACGCGGAAGUCUUGUCCUCCAAGAACGAUAUUGUGAUCCUAGAACAUUCCUACUCUGUUCCGGGGAGUCCAAGUAAAGCAACUGCUUCUUCCCUGGACCUCCGGGUAGCCUCCACAGGAGACCAAGGCGCUGUAGAACCCCAAGGAAGGAAGAGCCUUCGCCUUCGCCUCCGCCAGGCCAGAACAAGAAGGGAACUCAUGGAAGAGAUGAGACAAAAUGCUUCCGAGGAGCCGGUGGUCAACUCGGACAUCCAGCGCCGGCAUUUCCGAGACUUCUGCUACCAGGAGAUGGAGGGGCCCCGCUAUGCUUGCUGCCGGCUGUGGGAUCUCUGCCAUCAGUGGCUGAAGCCUGGAAGACAUACAAAAUUGCAGAUGCUGGAAUUGGUGAUCCUGGAGCAGUUCCAGGCCAUCCUGCCCCAGAAGAUGCAGGACUUUGUCAAGGAACGGGAACCUUCUAAUUGUGACCAUGCUGUAAGCCUGGCUGAGGAAUUUCUAAAGUGUCAGCAGGAGGAAGAGAAGAGGGCAGCUGAUUUCUCCAAAACAAAGAGGACUCCUUCACAAACCCGGCGUACAUCAGGGCACAGGAAGGUCACCAAGAAGGAGGAUGACAUCUUGCUGACGGGAGCCACGGGGGAGAGCCAGGACCAGCCCAGCCCUUGCCCGAUCGGGGCCACCGCAGGCGACGGUGGGGAGGGGCAAGAAAACCCCGGGAAUCCGGAAGGCAGCGAAGCCACUCAGGAGGGCCUGGCAGCAGAUGACAAGCACGAACAGGAGAAGGAAGAGCAAGAGUGCCAGCUGGAAGAAGCGGUGGAGGUGGAUCCUGGGAGGGUUUCCUUGGAAGUAGUAGAAGAGGGUUGUACGGUACAAGAGGAGUCUCCUGAAGGCGAGAAGCCCUAUAGUUGCUCCAAGUGUGGGGAGAGUUUCACCAAUAAAUCGUUUCUUCUCGAACACAGAAGAUCACAUCCGGGGGAGAGGCGAUACGGAUGCUCCAUGUGUGAGAAGAGGUUCAAUAAGAAAGCUUGUCUUCUUGCACACGAGAGAUCUCACACAGGAGACAAACCUUACCGGUGUUCAGAUUGUGGCAAGGCUUUUGGGCAGGAAGCCUCUCUCAUUACACACCAGAGAACCCACACUGGGGAGAAACCCUAUGAAUGCUCGGAAUGUGGGAAGAGCUACCCUUGGAAAACAUCUCUGGCAGUACAUCAGAAGAUUCACGCUGGAGAGACCUACUCGUGCCCUGUGUGUGAUAAAACCUUCAAUCAGAAGUCUUUACUUAGGAUACACAAGAGGAUCCACACGGCUGAAAAACUGUACAAAUGCUCGGACUGCGACCAGAGCUUUACUCUUGAAAAAUACCUUAAUGCACACAGGGUGAGGGCUCACACCCGGGAGCGACCACAUGCCUGCUCCCAGUGUGACAAAACCUUCAUUUUUAAAUAUUCUCUCAUUGAACACGAGCGAAUGCACACAGAUGAGAGGCCUUACGAAUGCUCCGAGUGUGGCAAACGCUACAAUGGAAAAGCCGCCCUGGUGGUCCACAAAAAUACCCACGGAGGACAGAAAUCCUAUCUGUGCCCCGAGUGUGGCAAGAGCUUCAAAACCAAAUGUGCCUUGACGGGUCACGAGAAAAGCCACAAAGGAGAGAAACCCCAUAAAUGUUCACACUGCGACAAAAGCUUCUACUGGAAACAUCGCCUUAUUUUGCACGAGAGGGUGCAUACAGGGGAGAUGCCCUAUCAGUGCUCAGAGUGUGGCGAAAGCUUCCGUUACAGAAACAAUUUGACCAAGCACAAAAGGAACACGCAUGAGAGGACACGGGUGGUUGGAGAGAGGAUCUAUCAGUGCUCAAUUUGUGGCAAAAGUUUCCGCUGGAGACGGAGCUUCAUCUUGCACGAGAGGGCCCACAUGGGAGAUAAACCCUUUAAAUGCACGGAAUGUGGGAAGAGUUUCAUGAGCCGUGUGUCCCUCAUUGUUCACAAGAGGAUCCACACCGGAGAGAGGCCCUAUAAGUGCCCUGAAUGUGGGAAAAGCUUCAUUAAGAAGCAGGCCCUUAGUAAACACAAGACGGUCCAUACAGGAGAGAGGAGAUAUUUGUGCAACGUCUGUGGGAGAAGGUUCUCCAAUAAAGGUAACCUGAUCAGGCACACGAAGAUCCACACGGGAGAGAAACCCUACAGCUGCCCCAUAUGCGGGAAAGGUUUUAUACAGAAAGUAUGCCUUAUUGAACACGAGCCGACCCACAGCAAGGAAAAGCCAUUCAUCUGUCCCGACUGUGGGAAGAAGUUCAAGCGGAAAAGAGGUUUCCUUCUGCACCUGAGAAUGCACAGAGGGGAGACGCUGCAAGAUUCCACCAAGAAGAGCAUCAAUGGCGGAGAUCCCUCGGCUGCAGACGGCAAGACCCCGGCGAAGGAGAGAUGCCAUCCGUGCCUGGAAUGCGGGAAAAGUUUCCACUCGAGAUGUCAUCUCAUCAUGCACCAAAGGACCCACACGGGGGAGAAGCCAUAUCAGUGCCCAGAGUGCGGGAAAAGCUUCAGCCAACAGUCCUCCCUCAACACGCACCAGCGAGUCCACACCGGCGAGAAACCCUCUUUGUGUACAGAGUGCGGGAAAAGUUUUCACAAUAAAAGCAACCUGGCCCGGCACCAGCGGAUCCACACGGGGGAAAAGCCCUUUGCGUGCCCGGAGUGCGGGAAGAGUUUCAUCCAGAAGGCUUCCUUGGAAGCUCAUAAAGCCACGCACAGCAAGGAGAACCCCUUCUCCUGCGCCGACUGCGGCAAAACAUUCAAGCUGAAAAUGUCGCUCCUCACCCACCAGAGGACUCACACGGGGGAGAAACCCUACGCCUGCUCCCAGUGCGAGAAAAGGUUCAUCCGACGCUCUCAGCUGCGGAGGCAUGAAAAGGCACAUGCAGGAAAUCCAGAGAUAGACCCUCCCCAAGAGGUGAAGAUCUUCACUGAAGAAGAGCCCACCACCUCUUUAGAAUUGCUGGUGGAAACGGCUGAACCUACAGAACUGACCGAACUUUCUAUGGAAGCCAUUAGCACAGCUGUGAUAAGUGUGGAUGGGAACUUAUUCCUCGUACAAACUACUGUAUAGAGCUGCAUUGUCUACACCGAGACACUAAGUUUGGGAAUUACAAUCAAGAUUUCUUGGGCAGAAAACAAGUUUUCCAGAAUGGUCAUCUCCUUGCCUUCAUAUCUUAUUUCCUGCUAUGUGCCAAAACUCUCUCUCUGAGUGGUUUUGAAUCCUACAGUUAAAAAAGGAAAUAAAUUAAACCCUUAAAGGGGACCAUAUCUAACACUAUAGAUCUGCCUUUCUCAACUUGGUGCCCUCCAGAAACACUGUUUGAAAGCAGCUGGCCGAGAAACAUGUGGACGAGAUUUGGGGCCGACAGAUAAGUUCUUCAUCUUAAAUAUAUAUUUAUAAUUUAGAGUAUAGCUAGUUGAUCUUGGCCAUCACAGUUCUUCAGCCUUAAUUGCCCUUUGUGUGACUGUGACCAUAAAAUGUCGGGGGGAGGGGCUGCAAUCUCUUAUGCACCUUAGAAAGGCCAAGGUAUUUAAAUGUAAUAUAUGUAUGUAAUAUAUACGUACCUGCCAUCUGCAUCUUGAAAAGCCAACAGGGCAGUGGCAGUUUGCACCCAUUUUUGUGGAAAGUUCCAGAAGUGGGAGGUCAUCAACAAGAAGACCCUGCAUGGUUGGAACCACCAUCAAGGAGAGCUGCUGUCUCCUGGCUGAGCGGCAAUUCCCAAAUAGUUCAUCAGAGAACUAACUCGUCUGUUUCUAUCGGUGUUUUUUGACCUUGGCAACUUUAAGAGGUGUGGACUUCAUUCUCCCAGAAUUCCCCAGAAUGCUGGCUGGGGAAUUCUGGGAUUUGAAGUCCACACCUCUUAAAGUUGCCAAGGUCAAAAAACACUGGUUUCUCUGAAGCGACUCCCUGUCCCACGUCCCCCACUCAAUGCUUUCCAACCGAAUGUGGCCAGUUAUGCCCCAGAAUGGCCUUUCCCAAUCUGGUGUCCUCUAGAUGUGUUGGGAGUUGAAGUCCCAAACAUCUGGAGGACACCAGCUGGGGCAAGGUUGCCGGAGGGAGUCUCCUCGCUCUCGCUGGAUUGACCUGUAUCAAUCCUGCUUUGCGGUCCAGUUCUUUAAACCUGGCUGCUGUUCUAAAUGCUUCUAAUUAUUUUUGUAUCUCAGAAAGAAAAUUAUUUUGGAUUGCUGAGUAAAUAAAAUUACAUUAUCUAUA
Molecule: messenger RNA, 5864 nt
Organism: Python bivittatus (Burmese python)
Lineage: Eukaryota; Metazoa; Chordata; Lepidosauria; Squamata; Pythonidae
Biological process (GO): regulation of transcription by RNA polymerase II
Molecular function (GO): DNA-binding transcription factor activity, RNA polymerase II-specific; RNA polymerase II cis-regulatory region sequence-specific DNA binding
Source: RefSeq, a predicted model, not a curated record